Vanessa atalanta (red admiral) is the source of this 3311-nucleotide messenger RNA. Its product is annotated as ATP-dependent RNA helicase DHX30-like. Lineage: Eukaryota; Metazoa; Arthropoda; Insecta; Lepidoptera; Nymphalidae. Bases 107 to 3310 code for a protein of 1067 amino acids. The transcript has 22 exons. The record is from RefSeq and is a predicted model, not a curated record. Gene Ontology annotation, molecular function: G-quadruplex RNA binding; DNA helicase activity; ATP binding. Gene Ontology annotation, cellular component: nucleus; cytoplasm; intracellular anatomical structure.
UGAAUUAUUAAGAAUUAUAAGAAUACUAUGUAAAGAAAUUGUUUUGGCAAUAGUUUAUUUAUUUGGAAGAAUAGGUUAUGUUUCUAAAGUAUUAAAAUAAUCGAAAAUGUUUUUAAGAAAAUUUGCGAGAUGCAAUGCUUAUAGAUUAUUAGUAUCGGAACACAGCUGUUACAAGCUCCAGCACUUUAAAUCUCUAUGCGGAACAAAUAAUAAAUUACUCAAUGAAUAUUUUAGUAAUUUAAAUAGAAAUGCUGAGUUACCUGCAUCAUAUUCUGUUAGACAUUAUUCAAAGAAAUUAAUAGAAGACAUCUUUAAAGAUUCAAAUAAAGAAAUAGAGCUGAGUAAAAUCAAUGAAAUAUUUAAACAGCCACGGGUAACACUCAACGAAUUGCUAUCAAAAACUCCACAAAAGAUAUUCGACAUACAUUAUAAGCAACCAGUAGUCGCUCCGAAGGGUGGAAAGAAAAAGAAUAUUCAGAGUGAUUGGACUUGUACAUACAGUUUUAUAUGGCCAGAGAAAAUGAAAUUUGAAAGUACUGCUAUAUCAAAGAGGAAAGCAGCUGAAAAGGCUGCAACACAAGCGGUGCAUUGGCUGUAUAAAAACAAACGAAUUGACGACAGAGGAUGUCCCAUUUAUGAUAAAACUGUGAUAAAAGAAAUACAAAGCACAUUGAACAAAGAUUUACAUAUAACUAUAAGUGAUAAUUCUAUAGAAAGAAUUAACAAGAUAUGGAAUGAUUAUGAAACUGAAAUAAAAAGUAUAUAUGAAGCGACAUUCAAUGAAGCACAACGAAAAUUAUUAAAUAUGGCAUCUGUUUUCAAGAAAGAUUCAACAAUAGAUGAUCAAGAUUGUUCGGAAGAAAUAAUGGAAAAUGAAGACGAUAAAUUCGACAGUCUAACGGAUUUAAAACCCCCGAUCCAUCCGGUAUUCGGCAAGCAAAUAGAGUAUAUACAGUCAGCGAUGGAGAGACGCGAGCGAACACUCAAACAGACAUUCAUAAAUUACGAUGAGAAAUUAACGCAACUACCGAUAGAUGCAUACGCAGAAGAAAUAUCAUCAACGAUAGAAAAGUCCCGUGUAACAGUGAUCGUUGGGGCCGCGGGAUGCGGGAAGUCGACUCGUGCGCCCGCAGCGAUUCUACGUCACUGCGGCGUCGAUACUGCCGCUAUCGUAUCGGAACCGCGUCGUGUUGCUGCUAUUGGUUUAGCCCAGAGGGUUGCCGAUGAACUUGGAGAACAAGUCGGUGAAUCCAUCGGGUACCAAGUGCGACUCCAUUCCAAGUUACCGAGGCCUCCGGGUGGGGCGAUACUUUAUUGUACGUCUGGAGUCUUAUUACGGAGGUUACAACUAAAUCCAGGUCUAGAAGGAUGCUCACACGUCUUCAUCGACGAAGCCCAUGAGAGAGAUGUGAAUACAGACGUUACUCUUCUACUGUUGAAGCGAGCGUUGAAAAUUAAUCCAAAAUUGAAGAUUAUUGUCAUGAGCGCUACUUUGGACACUGCUGUUUUCACUAAUUAUUUCAACGAUUGUCCUAUUAUAGAAGUGCCAGGGAAAACGUAUCCAGUGGAAAUAUCGAACUUGGAAGAUAUACAAAAGAAAUUUAAUUUAAAUCUCUCCUGGACCCAGGAGAAUUGUACGAAACCCGAUGGAAAACCGCAAAUCGAUUGUGUAGAGAUAGUCGAUGUAAUUAAUGCGGUUGAUAAAACUCAGUCAGAAGGUGCUAUUCUAGUAUUUCUACCUGGAUGGGCGGAAAUAAAACAGACGAAACAAUUGUUAGAUAAUUUAUAUAGGAACUCCCCGUUACACAUGGUGUUGCCAGUGCAUUCUAGAUUAUCGACAUCGGACCAAACGAAAAUGUUCGCGAAACCAUCCCCCGGUGUUCGUAAAAUCGUACUGGCGACGAAUAUUGCUGAAACGUCAAUCACUAUACCGGACGUCGUCCACGUCAUAGACAGCGGCGCUCAUAAGGAGAACCGAAUCAAGGAAGGCACAGGCGCGGCGAGCCUGGAGGCGGUGUGGGUGUCGCGCGCGGGCGCGGCGCAGCGCGCGGGCCGCGCGGGCCGCGUGCGCGCGGGACAUUGCUACAGAAUGUACACGAAGGACAAGGAAGAAGAACUCAUUCCGCACACGACUCCUGAGAUUCUAAGGAUACCGUUAGAACAAACAGUACUGGAUUGUAAAUCUUACGCCCAAGACGAUAAAGUUGAGAAUUUCCUGUCUCAACUGCCGGAGCCGCCGAGCAAGCAAGCUAUACAGUUCGCCGUCAACGAUCUCAUAGAACUUGGUGCAUUAACAGAAUCGGAACAGAUGACGCGCUUAGGCGUCCUGUUAUCCAGCAUGACGGUGCACCCGCGCCUCGGCCGCUGCGUGCUCAACGGCGCCAUCGUCGGCGGAGUCGUUCCCGCCGCCAAUAUAGCGACGCAUUGCUCCGAUAACGUCGAUCUGUUUAGAAAUUCGCCGGAGAGACGAGAAGAGAUACGCAAUAUUAAACGCACAUUUAGUCAGACGUCGGAUCACGCAGCAGUGCACUGGAUACAAGAUGAAUUCGAGCAGAUGUCGGAGGAGAAAGAUUGGGAGGCUGUGGAUCGUUGGUGUGAGAAAUAUGGACUGCGGAAGGACAGACUUAAUUACGUUAAAUCGAUAUCAAACCUUCACUUAGAACAUUUAUUCAAAACUGGAAUAGUCGAGCGAACGAUGGAGGUCUCGGAGCUAAAUCGUUUUUCCGAUAUAGACGAACUCACAUCCGCCAUUUUGCUAUCCGGUUCGAACUCCCUAUUGGUUACAAGGAAACACGUCAAAACGAAGGGGAAGUUGAUGACCGGUGUCGGUGUUUUUACAAGUAAAGGCGAAAGGGCUCACAUAGGCAGCGAAAGUGUUAACUACGGUAUAAAAAAGAGCAAACUCAAUACCCAACUUCUAACCUACUUUGGUGGUUACCAUUCAAUAGAAAGACGUGCUUUAGUCGUUUAUAGAACGUCUUUGAUAUCACCUCAUGCGGUCUUGCUGUUUUCUACGGGUGAUAUAAAGCAGGAAAUUUUGGAAGGAAGCGAUGGUGAAACAACUGAGUUAUAUCACACGAAACACAAGCUCGCAGUUCAAAUGCCUACUGGUCAAGCAGAGUUAAUACUGAAAGCAAGGGAAAUGUUGCGAACCACACUCCAAUACUACAUAGAGAGGGACGUCAGGAACAUUGAAUUUGACGAUAUUACUCUCACGUCUAGAUUCAAGACUAGACUCGUCAAAACAUUGGGCAGAAUACUAGUUGAAGCUGACAAGGAGCACGUACAAACGUCCGAUGAUAUUAGAUAAA